CGGACGACCAGCGGUGGGAGGAGAAUCGAGAUGCCGGAGAAAUAAGCGACAAAACAUCGACUCUGGUGCUUCCCAUCAAACAUCCGCGUUUGACCGGCGACACACCAUGAUGUAAUGAGAUGUUUCAAGUCGCAGAGCUGAAUACCAAAUUGCCUUCUACUAUCAAGAGAUAGCCAGUGUGCAGGAUGGACACCCAGGAGGAAUGACAGAGCCUCUUCCCCCUCACCAACAUUCAGAGAAAAUGCACUGGACCGUCGGAUACGUGUUUGUGGUCCUGGUGUCCCUUAUCACCUAUCACACCGCCGGGGCCUUAUCGCUGGACACGGAUGGAAACCAUACACAAACCGGCAAUGUGACAGACGACGGAUUUGUCCCAGUUGUGUUCACAAAAGUGAGCCAGAUAAUUGCCCGGGAGGGGAGCUGUGCGCUGAUUGAUUGCAAUGUCACCGGAGACCCGUUCCCCAGAGUUCAGUGGUUCAACUCCCAUGGCGACCGUCUGGACACGGAGACAACUGGUGGGAAGUGGUGGCUGCUGGACAGUGGCGUCCUCAACAUCACCAGCAUUGAGUUUGCAGACCGUGGAAAGUACACCUGCAUGGCAUCCAACGUGCACGGCAGCUCCAACUGCACAGUGACACUGCGGGUGGUCUUCACCAACGGUGACAUGGGUGUGUACUACAUGGUGGUGUGUCUGGUUACCUUCACCAUCAUCAUGGCCCUGAACGUCACACGCCUCUGCAUGAUGAGCAGCCACCUAAAGAAGACAGAGAAAGCCAUUAACGAAUUCUUCCGCACCGAAGGCGCCGAGAAGCUCCAAAAGGCCUUUGAGAUCGCCAAGAGGAUCCCCAUCAUCACCUCCGCCAAGACGCUGGAGCUGGCUAAGGUGACGCAGUUCAAGACCAUGGAGUUUGCGCGAUACAUUGAGGAGCUCGCUCGCAGCAUCCCGCUGCCACCGCUCAUCAUGAACUGCCGCACUUUCAUGGAGGAGAUCCUGGAAGUUGUGGGGGUGGAGGAGAUGAGGCACACUUUUGUCAGACAAGCACCUGAGGGACGGCGUGAGGUUGCAGGCAGGGUGGCUUCCAUCGGGGGGAGAGAUGUCUUCACCAUCCUGCAGGAAAGGGAGAGAGAGCGAGGGCGGGAGAGGGAGAGGGAGCGCAGCGAAUCCCCUGCCGCAGACUCGGACAACUCCUCGGUUCAGGAGCAGCCACAGCAUAUCGCCAUCCAGGUGUCUGUCCACCCGCCACUCGCAGUCGGAGGUUGCUGCAGCAUUGAAGCACCACCUCAGCCAGAGGACACACCCUCCUCACCUCCCCCCUCCUCACCCCCACCACUAGCUCCUCUUCACCAUGAGGAGCAGCCUGAGGCGGAGGAGGAGCAGAGUGCCGAAGAAGCUGCGCCUGAACCGACGGCCGAUAAGACCCCUCCCUGCCAGGUGUUUUAUGAGAGCCAUGUGUGACGAAACAAACAAACCCUGGAGGAACGAUAUGUUUAUCCUGCUAUGCAUUUUCACUUGAAGACAAGAAAAGGUCCACAAAACAUUUUUAAUUUCACAUUUUGGAGAGAAACAAUCACAUUUUUAUUUAUCUUUUCUGAAUGGAACAAUCUCUUUAAACCUUUGUAGGCUGUUCUACUGAGAAUAAACCAUUAGACACUUGAA
Molecule: messenger RNA, 1657 nt
Organism: Seriola dumerili (greater amberjack)
Lineage: Eukaryota; Metazoa; Chordata; Actinopteri; Carangiformes; Carangidae
Gene: mfap3l
Product: microfibril associated protein 3 like
Exons: 3
Coding region: 203-1456 (417 amino acids)
Source: RefSeq, a predicted model, not a curated record